AAAAUCUGACUGAAAAAAACUCGUGAUUCGGAUGCAUUCCCAGACUAACAGUUACUUACUACUGUAACGUUAUAGGCUACUGUCGGAGGAAGUCUAGAAAUGUCCUCAGUCACUGGGUGUUUGAUUAAUGUAGUAUUUUGGAGUCCCUGUAUAUCAAACUCGAGCUAAUUGCCCUUCACCUACGUGACAUCUGAGCGAUUCAUUUCUCGUGUAUGUACAGUGAGUCUAACGCUACCCCAGCAGCAGGUUCGCUCUGGGGCAUUAGUGAGGGAUGGAGCGAAGGGCAGUGUGUGUGCUGCUGUGGAUCAGCUGUCUGUUCUGCUGCAGCGUUGCUCACAAUGACUUCUUCACCUCCAUCGGUCAGAUGACAGACCUGCUCUUCACAGAGAAGGACCUGGUCACGUCUCUGAAGGACUACAUCAGAGCAGAGGAGAGCAAGCUGGAGCAGGUCAAACAGUGGGCUGAGAAGCUGGACACUCUGACUCUCACUGCCGCCAAGGACCCCGAGGGCUUUUUGGGGCACCCGGUGAACGCCUUCAAGCUGAUGAAGAGGCUCAACACGGAGUGGGGCGACCUGGAGAACCUCGUGCUCAAGGACAUGUCUGAACGGUUCAUCUCUAACCUCACUAUCCAGAGGCAGCACUUCCCCAACGAGGAGGAUCAGACUGGGGCAGCUAAAGCUCUGCUCAGACUGCAGGACACCUACCAGCUCGACACACACUCCAUCUCUACCGGCAACCUUCCAGGCGUCGACCUGGGUGGCCUGCCCUUUCUGAACACCAUGACGGCGGAGGACUGCCUUGAGCUGGGAAAGAUCGCCUACUCCGAGUCUGACUACUACCACACAGAGCUGUGGAUGGUGCAGGCGUUACGGCAACUGGACGAGGGGGAGGAGUCAGCGGUGGACGCCGCUAACGUGCUGGACUACCUCAGUUACUCCGUGUACCAGCAGGGGGAGCUAGAGAAGGCUCUGGAGUACACCAGGAGGCUGCUGCGGCUUGACGCGGGUCACCAGCGGGCCAACGGGAACCUGAAGUACUUUGAGUUCCAGCUCGCCAAGCGGAGGGAGGCGCAGGCAGAGGAGGGUGGGAAAGGGAAGGAUGGCACCGAGCGAGUGAAGAGGGAGACGGAGAGCAAAACUGUAGAGAACGACUUCCUGCCCGAGAAGAGGAAGUAUGAGCGACUGUGCAGAGGAGAUGGCCUGAAGAUGACACCUCGUAGACAGAGCCGCAUGUUCUGUCGUUACUUUGACAACAACCGUCACCCCCGCUACCUGAUUGGCCCAGUGAAGCAGGAAGAUGAGUGGGACCGGCCCAACAUUGUCCGUUUCCAUGACAUCAUUAGUGACGGAGAGAUCGCUAAGGUCAAACAGUUGGCCAAACCACGGCUAAGGAGGGCCACCAUCUCCAACCCCCUCACUGGUGUGCUGGAGACCGCCCCCUACCGCGUCAGCAAGAGUGCAUGGUUAAUUGAGCAUGAGCAUCCUGUGGUGGAUCGCAUCAACCAGCGCAUAGAAGAUCUCACUGGGCUGGAGAUCGGCACUGCAGAAGACCUCCAGGUGGCCAACUAUGGAGUGGGAGGCCAGUAUGAGCCUCACUACGACUUUGGUCGUAAAGAUGAGCCAGAUGCGUUUGAGGAGUUGGGCACAGGAAACCGCAUAGCCACAUGGCUCUUCUACAUGAGUGAUGUGGCAGCAGGGGGCGCCACAGUCUUCACUGAAGUGGGUGCUGCAGUGAGGCCCAUGAAGGGUACAGCAGUGUUCUGGUAUAAUCUCUUCCCCAGUGGAGAGGGUGACUACAGUACCCGCCACGCAGCCUGUCCAGUGUUGGUGGGCAACAAAUGGGUGUCUAAUAAGUGGAUUCAUGAGCGUGGACAGGAGUUCAGGAGGCGUUGCAGCCUACAGGAGAUGGACCGUCAGAGCCCUGUUCUUCCUCAUCUUCUUCAUCAUCUUCUGUGAUCUGGGUCCUCGUGAAGUCCUCUUCUGUCACACUCUCUCUCACACACAUGCAGACACACACACACACACUCUCUGUCUUUCACUCCAUUCAUCCAUGGCGUUCACCUUUUAACAGUCACCCCCCACCAUGUGAUUUGACACAUUUAUUUUUAACCUGGAUAGGAGUGUGUGUGUGUGUGUGUGUGUGCGCUUUUAUGUGUGAGUGUUUAUGAGUGUGUGUGCUCUUUUUUUGUGCCCUCACGUGUGGUUGUUCCUCACGUGUGUGUGUGUGUGUGUGUGUGCGCGUGUGCUAGUGUACUAGUGUGUGUGUGCUAGUGUACUAGUGUGUG
This is a messenger RNA of Clupea harengus (Atlantic herring), 2286 nucleotides long. RefSeq names its product prolyl 4-hydroxylase, alpha polypeptide I a (gene p4ha1a). NCBI's taxonomy places the organism in Eukaryota, Metazoa, Chordata, Actinopteri, Clupeiformes, Clupeidae. Gene Ontology annotation, cellular component: endoplasmic reticulum. The record is from RefSeq and is a predicted model, not a curated record. Gene Ontology annotation, molecular function: protein binding; procollagen-proline 4-dioxygenase activity; L-ascorbic acid binding. Gene Ontology annotation, biological process: peptidyl-proline hydroxylation to 4-hydroxy-L-proline.